Messenger RNA from Ornithorhynchus anatinus (platypus), 2445 nucleotides. RefSeq names its product regulator of calcineurin 1 (gene RCAN1). NCBI's taxonomy places the organism in Eukaryota, Metazoa, Chordata, Mammalia, Monotremata, Ornithorhynchidae. Gene Ontology annotation, molecular function: calcium-dependent protein serine/threonine phosphatase regulator activity; nucleic acid binding. Gene Ontology annotation, biological process: calcium-mediated signaling. The transcript is spliced from 4 exons. The coding region runs from base 722 to 1078 and encodes 118 amino acids. The record is from RefSeq and is a predicted model, not a curated record. Gene Ontology annotation, cellular component: cytoplasm; nucleus.
GGGCAGGGGAGCCACGUCUAAGAGAUUGAUUGUUUGGAAAUGCAUGCGUUCUCUCCUCCUCCCUUUUGGAGCAACACGAGGUGGAAGAGAGCACCUCACCCUUGAGGUUGCAACUGAAACCCAAAGAUUUUGGGUUUCCUGGGGGGUCUCUACCAGGGACUAGAAAGCAGUAGAAUUGGCAUUGGCCGGGGAACGGCUUGGGAAUCACCCCGGUUAUUUCCAGCAGCAGUUUUUCAAGGGUGUGUCGGGCUAAUCUGAAGGCGAUGGAAUUCUUUCCGCUUCUCACUGAUAACUGGCCGAGCAUGGCUGGCUUUUUCUUUUUUUUUAACCCUCCCCCGCCCCUGUCUCGCUGUGGGUGAGAAUGAGGCGGGAGCACUAAAGUGUGAAAUUAGGGGAGUGAUCGCGGCGGUCCCGGCUGGAGUCACCGAGGUGAGCGAGGCUGAUGAACGCUGCUGCCGCUGCCAUUCGCUUUGGAGGAAUGGAGCCGAAUCAGCCAGAGAGCCCAUUCGGGUUUUCUGAAAAUACACGGUUGUGGACUCAACCGUCUACCUUGAGUAGAGCGUGAAUUGCCAAAUUUGAAUCCCUCUUCCGAACCUAUGACAAGGAUAUCACCUUCCAGUAUUUUAAGAGCUUCAAACGAGUCCGAAUAAACUUCAGCAACCCCCUGUCGGCGGCAGAUGCCCGAAUCCAGCUGCACAAGACUGAAUUUCUCGGGAAAGAGAUGAAGUUGUAUUUUGCUCAGACUCUGCACAUAGGGAGCGCCCACCUGGCCCCGCCCAAUCCAGACAAGCAGUUCCUGAUCUCUCCCCCUGCCUCUCCUCCUGUGGGCUGGAAGCAAGUGGAGGACGCCACGCCCGUCAUCAAUUAUGACCUCUUGUAUGCCAUCUCCAAGCUGGGCCCAGGGGAGAAGUACGAACUGCACGCGGCCACCGACACCACCCCCAGCGUGGUGGUACACGUGUGCGAGAGCGACCAGGAGGACGACGAGGAUGACGAGGACGAGGAAGGCAUGAAGAGACCCAAGCCAAAAAUCAUCCAGACCCGGCGGCCCGACUACACCCCGAUCCACCUCAGCUGAACGGACGCCCGGCCGGGCCGCGUUCUGAACCGCCGGGCUCGGGCGAGAUCCAUUUUCCCCGGGAGCGGCCUGCCCCCGGACAAGCCGGCGGCCGCGGUGGGAGUCGGAGCUGAGACUCCACUUCCCGCUCGGCCGCUACGUUGUCGUCAGCCCCAGUCGCGAGGGGAAACUUCCCAGAGCCCCCGGAACGGCCACGGGGGUGGGGGGAGACAUCCAGGAAGGAAUCGAGAAAUCCGAAAAUAGUGUCUUGUCUUUCCUUUCUUAGUUCCUUUUGGGGUGGGGUGCUCUGUUCUUUCAGAGGAGCGGGCCUGGGUGGGGAGAGUUCGCCGUUCGACCGGGCCAGGGGUUCUGGCUGAAGUCGUCGGCUCGGAGAGCUUCCGAGAGCUGACCGUGGGGGAAUCGUCAAGUGUCUCUUUUUCUAACGUUUUAUUGUUUUGUGCAUGUACGUUACUGAUUCGGGAGUCAAACUUUUGCGUCAUCGUCUGUAGGGCUUCACGGUCCUCGCUUUACAUUCUGGGGGAGCUGAGAAAGGUUUCAGUUAUUUAUUGCCUAUCCAGAUCCAAGCGCCUCCAGCCGGAGCGCGGCAGAACAACCUUUACGGAUCAGGUUAUUAGGCGCGAUACGGACUUUGCGCUAGUCAAAAGAAGUGGAUCUGGAUUACAACCGUCGGGUUGUAGCUUGCAGAGCUGUGGAAAGAACAGGUUGGGGUUUUUUGUUGUUGCGGUUCUGUUUUUCAGUUUUACAGGUAAGGUGGGUAUAUUGAAUUUUCUCCACCGACACACAAAAAUCCUCUCACACCUGUCAACGCAAACCAAUUCCGCACGUCCACAGCGGUGUCCGCUGAGGCGAGAGGCCGGUCCCCGGAAGGCCCCGAGGGCCCCAGGCAGUGGGCGAUGCUGCCCAAGUUUCACCAGGGGAUCGAACUCAGAAACGGGGGCACAGAUUUUGAGUCGGGGGGGUGGCAGUGCAUUCUGCUGCUACUCCCCCCUGAGACCGUGGGCAACUAGACACGUGUGUGCUUUUAUCCUGGCGGCCAACUGUCCAACUGUGUCGGAUAACUCUCCAACACGGGCACGUCUUUCAGAGAUGCCCACCACCCAGAGACGGCACAGGCCAAAGAGGUCCACGGGGCUGGUUUUCUUUAAGAACAGACAAGCCUGCAUCCUUCUCUUCAAUUGCCAUUAUCUGGAAAAUGGUCACCUAACUCUUGGUAGCCUGUUUACAGCAUGGGGGUGGGGGAAGGGGAUGACUGUGCCCAGCUGUUCAAGUGUUUCUAGUUAUCAGCUUUUCAACUGGAGAACCUAACUUCAAAAUAUUUUUUUUAACUACAUUCUCUAAUAAAUUGGUACAACAUGCUAUUUGUGGAA